Cylas formicarius (sweet potato weevil) is the source of this 11042-nucleotide messenger RNA. RefSeq names its product general transcription factor II-I repeat domain-containing protein 2-like. The transcript is spliced from 3 exons. The record is from RefSeq and is a predicted model, not a curated record. The coding region runs from base 7576 to 8643 and encodes 355 amino acids. NCBI's taxonomy places the organism in Eukaryota, Metazoa, Arthropoda, Insecta, Coleoptera, Brentidae.
UUCCUCAAAUUCUAUAAAAAACGUCAUUGUUUUUUUUUCAUCUGAGUGUAAAAUAUUAGUUUGAUUUAUUUAACAAGCCAAGCUAGCCUUUAUUGUUGUUACGUGUUUAUCAGUGUUCUCAAACAGAUACACAUUUGUAUAACAUAAGUAAAUAACUCAGCAAGAUUAGCGCGGUUGGCCAAAAACAAAUUUUAACGAUUGAAUCCUCGCAAUUGACUGAAUUACCAGAAAAUUAAAUACUCUAUGUGUAAGCAAAGUUUCAUCAUGCGAUCGAAUUUCCCACUUUAACCUCACUUUCAAUCCACUUUUUUUUUUAAUAAAACUGUGGGAAAAUGAAAAGUUGAAAAUAUUUAAUAAACGCUCUCGCCAAGUAAAUAGCAGUGCGGACUUGUGACAUGUUAACAUUAUAAUAACAUUGGCGAUAAUUAAAUAAUGACAGCUAUCCGCCAAAAUUAUUCUCGGAAAGUUUUUAGUGGCAAAUUAGAUAUGCGUUUAGUUAAAUUCCUCUUGGUGUUUCAUUUCGUGUUUGGAGUGAAGUGUCAUCGGCUAUUGGUCCUCUUUGCCGACACGGAGUCACGAUAUUUUAGGGAUAGCGUUGGCAAAAGGGCUUGCCGAACAUGGGUUCGAUGUCACCUACGUGGGACUUUUUAGAGAUAAAACUCCUCCGACGAACUAUCGAAAAAUCGUACUCAACGGAUUUUUGGAAGAGUAUCAACGCACGUCCGUCCUCCAAAUGAACUUCCCAAAGACUUGAAGGAAUUUAUGGAUAAUGCCUACCGGAUUCCACUCUCAAAACAAUUUCAAAAGUUUUGGGAUCCAGACAGAAAAAAAUCCUUUGGAAGUGGCCACUCGAUACUUUGCCAGAGCAGCCGAAGAACGUUCAUGUAUCAAACUGGUUUCCUCAACAAGAUAUUCUGGCUCAUCCGAAUUUGAAACUCUUUAUCAUGAAAUGUGGACUUUUAAGCACCAUCGAGAGUGUUUAUCAUGGGGUGCCUAUUCUUGCAUUGCCAGCAAUGGGAGAUCAAAAAUUAAACGCAGCGCAUGCGGAAACCCUUGGGUUGGGGAGGAAGCUGUAGAAAUUACCGAGGGGAGUUUUAAGGACGCUUUGAAUGACGUUCUUGACAAUCCCAAGUAAUUCAGUAUUCUUGCAUAUUAACAGGCACGUCCGCAAUGCUGGAAUGAAAUUUUGUAUGUAAAUUUGUUUUUUUUUGUUGUUAGAUAUCGAGAUAUCGGUCAAGUGUUCUUCAUGAUCGUCCGAUGAACAUCAGUCAACUGGCAGCUUAUUGGGUGGAGUAUGUGAUUAAGCACAAGGGUGCGCCACAUCUUCGUGUUGCUGGUGCCCGGAUGCCUGACUUUUAAUUUUCACGCUGUUUUCCGUAUCUUUUGCAAUCACUAAAAUUGUUGGAAGAAUAUUGAGGAGGAAAAUCAAACUUAAAAAGAGUUAGCUAUAAUAUAUAUAAAUUAUAAAUUUUAACAUGCUAGUGGUUAGUCAAUAAAAAAAAAGAAUAAAGCAACAUUUUAAGAUUGUGAAUUUUUCUUAUCAACAAAUAAACGUAUUGAUUUAUAUUCCUGAUUUUAACAUUUAUUCUAGGAAAUCUUCAACAAAAGCCUCUAAAAUGUUGCCGGUGGAAUAAGAGUUAAUGAAUUGAAUUGAAUAAUCACAUCAUCAUCAAAGUUAUGAUGAGAGAAUAUGGUCCGACACUCAAUGUUAAAAAGACCAGGUAUAUGAUUGUUACCAAAACCGAAGCGCUCAAUGAACACAUGUGGAAGGUGAAGCCGCUGCGUCCUUUAUGAAGAUCAAAAAGCUGCUCUGUAGCCGCGAUCUGAGCCUGAACGUAGGAACACGGAUGCGCUAAUGCUUUAUUUCCCCAGUCCUUUUAUAAGGUGUAGAAACUUGGACUCUCAACGCAUACUGCGAGCGAAGACUAGAAGCUUUCUAGCUGUGGGUCUACCAAAGGAUGUUGAGAAUACCGUCGGCAGAGCAUGUGACCAAUGUGGAGGUUCUGAGAAGAAUGGAGAAAGAUGUAGAAAUCCUGCAGGAAAUGAAAACGAAAAACUUGCAAUAUCUCCGCCACAUCAUAAAAGGUCCUCAAUAUGAUAUCCUGCAACCCACAAUCCAUAGAAACAUGUUAGGAAAAAGAUCUGUUGGAAGGAGAAGAAUAUUUUGGCUCAGAAAUCUGAGAAAAUAUUUUAAUGUCUCGUCAUCUGAUUUAUUUAAGGCCGUAGCUUUUUAAAGUAAGAAUAGCGAUUACGAUAGUCAACCUGCGAAAUGGAGACGGUACAUGAAGAAGAAGAAACACGAGAGUUGGGAACCAAUUAUUUUUGGGCCGGAUGGCGAUGUGGCGAUCCAUUAAGGUAUCCAUUAAGACAUGUGUGUAGGUUUCCGUAAACAGAAUUACCAAAUGUUUAAAAUAAAAAUGGCAAAUUCUCAAUAUCUUAAGUUUCUUUUAACAAAGUGAAAUGCUUCCAAUUUUUUAAACAAAAAUGUAGGUAAUUCAAACUAAAUAUUCAUCCCUUCAUUUUAAAAUUUUAGAUAUAGGAAAUUGAAUUGAGCAUAUACCGGUUCGUUUUAAACAUAUAUAAUUCCUCUAUUUAAAUGAGCAUAAUUUUAUAAUGAAUUUUUGCUAGUUUUUAAUUAAUUAGAUAUUUACUUAAAAAUAUUCAUAUAUUUCUUUCAAUCAAGCAUUCCAUCCAAGAAGUUAUACCAAUUUUAUAUUGAAAUGGUAAUUUUACCAUAAAAAUGGAGAUAUUUUUUAAUAUAAUUUCAUAAUUUUGUUUAGACCAUUCUACAAAUUGAAACUGAUAUUCUGGGAGAUAGGAAAAUAUAUGCAAAAAAUAUAAAUAGUUUUACGACUUAUCUUUAUCGACCUAUAGAAUAAAGGUAGUUAAGAAAUAUAUAAAAAUGGGCUUUUUCAGAGGUAUUACAUUAAUAAUUACGACAAAAAUAAAUUUCUACCAAGUUUAACUUUUUUUUGUCCAGCUUAAGAAGUGCAUGAACAUGUUAAUUGCUGCUACCUAAAAUUAAAAACUAUACUUAACCUAAACAAAAUUAUAGCACAUAUUUUUUUCCUACCCUACCCUAGAAUACAAUAAUAGCAUAAACAAAAGUACUUCAACACUUAUGAUAUUUCUUGGUCUGUAUUUAGUUUUGUAAAAAAAGAAGGAUCCAAAAACCACACUCGAAAUUUUGGUACUGUAUCCAAUAACCCGCAUAUAUUAUUACGUAUAAAUAAUUUUCAUUAUUAUUGAUCACCUCCCUGGCUUUCAGCCUGCACGAGAACUUGCCACUAGCCGGUGCAUAUUUCAUCAAAUUUGGAUGUUCACCAGAACAUUGUUAAACAGAUAGCUACAUUCAGAUGUAUUUGGAAAAAAUCUCUACUGCGUAUAAUGUACUUAAAAGAUAUAGGUAGUAAAUGUAGUAGUAAUAGUGUUCUAGAUAUAUACCUUUCAAAACUUUUAUAACGGACUCUGGAGUUUCCAAUUUGAUUGUUUUACAACCCUUACACCUUACACCGGUAAAAACGGAAACUGCACUGAAAGUUCGUAUGAACAUUCGUUACAUUUCGUUGUGUACCCCCAUAUGCGAUCAACUCAAACCAAACAGUACUGAACUAUUAUAUACUAUAAUGGAAAGUAUAUUUUAAAAGAAUUUUCAAAUUGACGAUUUUAAACUUAUUGCAUCAACGAUAUCAUAAUUUUGAGACAUUUAUUUUGUAAACUUACUUAGAAUACGGCACCCUUAAAACAAAAGUAGUACAUUUUGAAAAUAGAUAUAUUGUUUCUCCCACUAAAAUUAUAUAUCACCAUUUUAAGGAGUCAACACUUUCUAAAUAAAAAGAUGAUGCAAUCCCAGAAGGAGAAUUGGCAAUUUAGAAAUAAAAAUUUGAAACAUAUUAAAAAACAAAAUUAUUUGUUACAAUGAAAAAUAUAUCUUGAAAAUAUCAUAUUCAUUUUUCAAGCAUAUUGAAAUUCUGAAUUUGUCUAUGCAUAAAUUUAUUUGCGAUGACAUGUGUCAAUUCGUUACUUGAAAAUUAUGUUCCAGUUAAGCAUUUUUCAAUUAAGAUGAGGAGGUCUGACUCCAGAAUAGGGAGUCUAUUAAUGAGGAACUCUACGUCAAAACUAACAAGGAUAUGCUUUGCAUCUAAAGUAAUGGCUUAUAAUUGUUCAAUGAAAGUAUUAGCUUUCCCUGUAAAGGGUUUUAAUAUACAAGAUAGAAGAUGGUUGAAACGCUUUUUAGAUUUUGUUUCGCUACUUCAUGCUUAUGAUAUCAGGCGGGUUCACAAGUCCUGCUCGUAAUAUCGAAGUAACUGAUUUGGCACGAAAAAAUAAUGUUCGCUUACUCUCAGUACCGCAGCACUCUAACCAUAAAAUCCAGCUUUUGGACAAACUGUUUAUCGUUCAUUCGAAAUCUACUUUCAGGUCCUUCAAUUGCUCCCGCUUUUAUAACAGCAGAAAAUGUUAGUUGUCCAAUACCGCGUUUAAAUAAAACAACAAGCAACAUGGGAAGAAAAGCUAGCAAGGCUGCUCUAUUGACGACUUCCCCAUACAAACUUUAAUUAACUUAUCAUUUAAGGGAAAAAAAUAAAUAAAUCCCAAGACAAAUAAAAGAGUACAAGAAAUUUUAGGAAUAAAGUCACCUAAGAAGAGAAAACAACUCACUGAUGUAACAGAUGAAAAUCUGAUCCUAUAGCCCAAGAAAAUUCAGCAUGUUUUUAUCGUGGUGGCUUGUUUUCGAAGGAUGCUUGUGGUGAAUUAUUAGUAUAAAUUUUUAUAUGCGAGUUUUGUAGUAGCCGUUGAGUUUUGAUGUAUUUGAUUAUUAUGACUACACUAGUUUUUAUAGAAACAGAAUGUAAGAAUGUAAAAAUCAUUUUAGUUCAUAUUAAAUACUAGUGGUCCGUAUUAUAAGACCUUUUUUAAAAUUUUAAAUGUUUUAAUAUUUUUCAGAAGCUUAGUUUUUGUUCAUUUCGUUUUUUAAAAGAAAAACUAUUAGUAAUACACUGUCGCAUGUGUGCUUGACUGACUGGAAUAAAAAACUAACUCUUGGACAUUUUUUCUUUAAUUUUAUUUAAAAAAAUCUUUACAGUAGUCCACAUUUAGAAAACCGAAUCUACAAAAACAUCAAAGAAAUAACGGGAGAAAAUAAUAAAAAAACAGCAACUAAAGGAUGGGGGUGGAACACUUGGAAUAUAGACUGAAUAUAAAACGGCUUAAAUGCAUAUGCAGAAGAGGGACCAGUACUAUUAAGGGAAGAAAUCGAAUAUGCAUAUAAAAACAUCAAAAAUGGUAUAGUAUGGACAGUGGACCCGAUUAUAUCCCAGUAGAACCGCUUAUGCUUAUGGCCGAUGAAUCUAUUGCGUCACUUCUAGAACUCUUUAAUACCUAUCCACAACUACCAAAGAAAUGGCUUUAAGUCCAUAGUUAUAGCAAUUCCGAAGAAAGAAAAUGCAAACGACUGCAAUAGCUCUGAUGUGUAAAGUUGUUUUUAGAUAAUCCAUAACAGUAUCCACAAGCAUUGACUCGGCUUAAACAUUUUGACUUCGAAAUGACAUUUGAUAUGAUAAAGAUUUUAGGGUUUAAGAAUAGAGAUAGAAAUAUUAGAAUAAUCAGACAGUUAAAGUUGAGAAUGAGUUUACAGAGGAGAUCAGGCGCCAGAGUAUUCCAAAGGAGGCCAAUUGCUAGGGAAAAGAGGGGUCACACGCACACAUCCAUCAUGGCAUUUAAAAAUUAUCAAGGCCAAGUGAUACUCAAUGAUUGAACAAUGACUGAAUAGUGGAAAGAGUACUUCAACGAACUUCUGAAUGUAAAGCAGAAGGAAUCAUACUAAGAAGAAAUAUAUUCUACAGUGAACCUGGCACUAAAAGGACCCUAAUUGAGGGUUUUAAUUAAACUAAAGAACUGUAAGGCACCUGGUUUGGACAACACUGUCACAGAAUUCCUAAAAUAUGGAAUAGACACACUCCAUUGUCAGACUCAGUAGUAGAAGAAGUGUAGGUCGACGAAAGAUAUUUUGGCUGCGGUAUUUGAGUGAGUGGUACCACUGCAGGUCCAGUGUAUUAUUCACAAAAGUAGCCAAGAGAAUGAGGCUAGGCAUGACGAUAUCUAACCUCUGCUAGGAGUGGUUUCAGAAGAAGGAAAAAAAGGAAGGCAAAUUAUUUUGUAGCAAUAUUUUUUAACUCUUUGUAAAAUGUUUCUCUAUUUAUAAGCAUGCUCGCACUACAGUUUGUGGAAUUUCUAAAUUUUACAGUAUCUGGUUACAUCGGAAGUAUAUCUUUUCAAGUAAAUAGGCUUCUCCUUCAAUCAUACAGGUAAUCCAAACUUAAAAAUAUAUAUUUUUCCUAAACAACUAACCCACACAUGGCCAACAUACGGCCCGCGGGCCACAUCCGGCCCGCGUAAUGAAUUUAUUCGGCCCGCGAGUAAUUUUUCAAUAUUUACGUUUGCCUGACACUUACAUAGUAUUAAUCAAGUAAAUUAAAAAUAUUUCUGGUUUUUCAUAUGAAUUAACAUUUUCGUGCUUAUUUGUUAUCUGUAAACACACUACAAACUCUAUAAUCUAUGUAUUUGAAGUUGAACAGUACGCCAGUUCAUUCGAUGCUUUCCGUAAGUAGCAAACUUGUUAAUAAUAACUUGGUCGCUUGGAAGUUCGUGCUUGCCUGGCAGACACUUGGUGUAACCCUGGCAGACGCGUGCGCGGCCCGGGGUAAGCCUUAUUUCUACUAGAAAUAAGGUCCACCGAACCUGCGCGUCCCCCCACUAGGGUUAUAAAUAUCUUAAAAUAUCUCUAGUAGCCGGUUGUUUUCAGGCUUUAGUGCUCGCUACCACCCAGUGCAGUUUACAUCAUCGGCUCUGCGUUAUUUGUAUUAUAUUAUAUAUAUUAACUUUUUAAUUUAUUUAUUAAUUAAUAAGGUAUGUUACAUAAUUUCUGUUUAUAAAAAAAAUUUUAUAUUAAGAAAUAUUUUCAUCCCUAGGAUGGCUUCUAAAAAACGAAAGGUUGAUACAGAGUGUCGAAAUUUUAAUGAUGAUUGGAAAUGGAAAUAUUUUUUUACGGUAGUUAAAGAGAAAGCUGUGCGUCUCAUUUAUAACUCUAGUGUGGCAGUUUUUAAAGAAUACAAUUUAAAAAGACAUUUUGAAACGAAACAUGAGAAUUAUGCAAACCAUUUAAACGAAGAAGACCGAAAAAAACAACAAAAUAUAUUUGUAAAACAAAAUCGCUUGCAAGAUUCGGUGACGGAAGCAAGUUUUUUAAUAGCCAAACGUAUUGCUGAAUGCGGAAAACCUUUUUCUGAAGGAGAAUUUUUAAAGAAAUGCAUGUUGGAUGUUUGUAACGUGUUAUGUCCAGAACUUAAAAAUAAAUUCGAAAAUAUAAGCCUAUCUAGGUAAACUAUUGCCAGAAGAGUAGAAGAUUUAAAUGUGGAUAUAACUAACCAAUUAUUAUAUAAUAUAGAGUCAGCCAAUUUUUAUGCAAUAGCUCUUCACGAAAGUUGCGAUGUAAAAGAUACUGCACAAUUGUUAAUUUUUAUCAGAGCUAUAAAUGAUGAUUUCAAAAUCUUGGAAGAAGUUUUAGAAAUUGUUCCAAUGAAAGAUACAACAGGCGAAGAUCUGUUCCAGGAAAUUGAAAAGUGUUUUUUAAAGUACCAUAUUGACUGGAAAAAAUUGGUGAAUGUUACAACAGACGGAGCACCAAACAUGACAGGAAAAAAUAUUGGAGUAAUUAAACGCAUUGAAGAUAAAAUUUUCGAAAUCGAUCCCGAUCAUAAAAUUAGACCAAUACACUGCAUUAUUCAUCAACAUGUCCUAUGUAAAAAUGUUUUAAAAAUCGAUCAUGUUACCAAAAUAGUUGUAAAAUUAGUAAAUUUCUUAAGAGCCAAAGGAUUAAAUCAUAGGCAAUUCAUUGAUUUCCUUGAAGAACUUAAUACCACAUAUUCCGAUGUAAUAUACUACAAUAAAAUCCGUUGGUUGAGCUUGGGAAAAGUAUUAAAGCGUGUGUGGGAGCUUCAAGAGGAAAUACGAAUUUUUUUAGUGCUCAAAGAAAAUGAGGAGUUUCCUGAAUUAACGGAUCCAGAUUGGCUUGGUGAUUUUGCUUUCUCUCUAGACAUCCUCACAUAUUUAAACGAAUUCAACACAAGUUUACAAGGAAAAAAAAUAUUUGCUUAUGAUUUAAUGUGGAAAUUAAAAGCUUUUAAAAUGAAACUUCUACUUUUUUCCACAAAUCUUGCUGAAAGCAAAUUUGAUCAUUUCCCAUCCUUAAAGACCAUUUCCGCAAUAAUUUUAAAAGAAAAAGCUCAAAUGUAUACUGAAAAUAUUCUGGCAUUACGACUUGAUUUUGAAAACAGAUUCGAAUGUUUUAACAGAAUAGAUAAAAUAUUGUCGAUUGUUAGAAAUCCAUUUACUGCAAAUAUUGAAGAAGCUUCUCCAGAUAUUCAAUUAGAAUUAAUUGCAUUACAGUGUGAUCAAUUAUUGCAUGAUAAAUAUCGAGAAGAGGAAGAUAAUUUGUGUAAUUUUUAUAAGCAAUUGGAUAGUAAAAAAUACGUAAAUCUAAAAAAUCUUGCCAAAAAAUAUUUAAUAAUAUUUAGUUCAACUUAUAUUUGUGAACAGACAUUUUCUUUAAUGAAUCACAAUAAAAGUCCUACAAGAUCGAGAUAAAAUGAUUUACAUUUGGAGGCUGUAUUAAGAUUAGCCACCACAGAAAUUAAACCUGACAUUAAAAAGAUUAUAAACGAGGCAAACCGCCUCAAUAUUUCUCAUUAAUUAUUAUAGUAUAUUUGUUAUUAUUAAAAUGUUUAUUUUGUAUUAUUCUAUAUAGAUAUUUGCUGUAAGUUACCUAUGAUUUAUAUGUAUUCAUACAUAGAAGCGUAUAUAUAUAUAUAUAUAUAUAUAUAUAUAUAUAUAUAUAUAUAUAUAUAUAUAUAUAUAUAUAUAUAUAUAUAUAUAUAUAUAUAAAGCGAAGGACAGUAACGGGGCUACUGGUAACACACAAACAAACUGUUAAUUAUUGGGACCACCCCAACUUCGAUGGAUCGCGGUAAAGGGAGCAAUAAAAGAUGUUGAAGCUCAAAGCAAAGUGGCAAUUUAUUGUAAUAUCUAGCUUUCGCCCAUGGAUACAGGCUUCAUCAGGACACUAAGUCAUAUAGAGAACAAAAAAAAACACUUCAUCAGAGUUAACAAUCUAACCAAAAAAUAGUUAAAAAACUUACACAACACGCCUCUUUCAACCUCUACAUAUAGAGAGAUGACAUUGGUAUAUAAAAUAAAGUGUUUCGCCCGUUAUAACUAUCAACAUAACACUCGAUGGAUGAGAUUUAUGGAAAAAAUUUACAAUUGUAAAAAAUAUUAACCUCCACCACAACGUUACAAAACAAUCCCACUAACAUAAAACGUUAAGGUCAAUAAAAUAUCCGGAUUGAUAAAAUAUUAAAAGAUGAAAAAAAAACAGCCGAUUUGUUACAAAUGACACUCCGUAUUGUCGAGAAGGAAAACUAAAUGUGCGGGAACUUAUUAACAAUUCGCAAUAACCUAAAAAAGCCACAACCAAAAAUCAGUCAAUGAUACCAACUGUACAGUCAACCAUAACACAUGUAAAACACCAAACAAGGGAGGGAAUUUUAAACAGAAUUCUUUCAAAUAUGCACCCAUUGUACACUAUUUAUAUAACUAUGUUUACAUUAUUGAAGUUAACGUUAAGGGUAAUUAGAAACAAUCCUUUAGGACGGGGAGAAAGAAACAAAGAAAGGAAACUGUUUUUAAACAUUAAUAGCUAUCUUUAACCCUAAACUUAUUGAAGCUACUAAAAGACUUAUAAAGAAUUUGACUGAUAAAUUUAGCUAAGGGUUGCGUCGACGCACCUACACAUGAAACAAUAGGGCGUAAAGGGUAACCAUCUUUAUGUAUCUUCGGCAACCCAUAAUAUUUGGGGCAGACACCAUUGUAGGUUUUGAAGUUACGAGCCGUGGUAUCAUCAAUAUAGCCAAGGUUGUUAAUUUUCUUGAUAAUAUUAUUGCUUUGCGUUUCUAUUGAAUGUGUAGGGUCCCUUAUUACAGGUAGGUAAGUGUUAGCAUCAUUUAAUAAUAAGAGAGAUUUUUCUAUGUAAUCUUCUUUAGUCAUAGCCACCGUGACAUUACCCUUAUCAGAUUUAGUGAUAACCAAGUUAGGAUUAGCUUUUAAAAAUCGUUUCGUACGACGCUCUAUAUCAUAUGUAGGUGGGGCGACACUAGCAACAACACUAGAAUUAAUGUAAUUAGUGAUGAGAUUAGUGGCCCUCGUUCGCAGGAGGUGUCGUUUUUGUUCAUCUGAGUUCUGGAUAAUGAUUUCUACCUCAGAGAGUAGUUUAAAAAUAUCUAUAUGUUGAGGUGACACAGGAAGGCUAAAUUUAGGACCAAGCGAAAGAAAACCCCUAACAUCAUCAGGAAUCUCAAUAUUGGACACAUUCUUGAACUAAUUAGAAUUGUCAGUGGUAUAUAAAUCACUACUAUUAGCUUUUCUUGAUUUUAACUUUCGAAGGUUAGACUUUUUUAUCUUGUUUAAUUUACAUUGGUCAUACUUCACAGAAGUUAAAAAAACGGCUAACACUUCAUAAAAGUGAUUGUAAGUUAAAACCAAAUAUUAUUAGUUUAAGUGCUCAUGUCAAUGAUACCGGACAUAGUGUCAUGUACGAUGAAGCGGUAGUAUUAAAGAGUGAAAAGAACCUCUUCAAACGUAAGUUUUUAGAGAUGUAUUAUAUUAACUGUUGUAGUAAUAGCCUCAACAGAAAGAAGGAUGUUGAGGGUCUUAGUAGCAUCUACACCUAUCUUCUUAAUCAGAGUCGUACUGCGAAGCAUAAGCUACCAGAGUUUUUUGAUACGGUCAGGUUGUAGUGGGUUGCUAAAUUUGUUGCUAUUAAUGUUUAAAAACAGUUUCCUUUCUUUGUUUCUUUCUCCCCGUCCUAAAGGAUUGUUUCUAAUUACCCUUAACGUUAACUUCAAUAAUGUAAACAUAGUUAUAUAAAUAGUGUACAAUGGGUGCAUAUUUGAAAGAAUUCUGUUUAAAAUUCCCUCCCUUGUUUGGUG